Messenger RNA from Gastrolobium bilobum, 1508 nucleotides. RefSeq lists its product as uncharacterized. NCBI's taxonomy places the organism in Eukaryota, Viridiplantae, Streptophyta, Magnoliopsida, Fabales, Fabaceae. Gene Ontology annotation, molecular function: DNA binding. Bases 105 to 1508 code for a protein of 467 amino acids. The record is from RefSeq and is a predicted model, not a curated record. The transcript has 8 exons.
GAUCCUUAGUACUCUUCUCAGUUCCUCUUUGUUUUAAGUUUCAACUACUGAAAAUACACGCCAAAUGUCUUUGAUGAUGACGAUGUUGUUGAGAUUCUUUCUUGAUGGGGGAAAAUGAUGAGAAUGUUGAGACCUCAAUGAGACAGAAAAGGAGAUAUAGGAGAAAGAAAAUGGAGUAUGAUGGGUGGGGAUCAACUUCCCUUAUUCAGUUUCUCAAUUCCAUUGGUAGAGACACAAGCAACAAGAUGACUGAAAAUGAGGUAGAUGAGCUUGUAACUCAGUAUGUUAGGCAGAAUGGCCUUCUUCAUCCUAAGAAAAAGAGAACUGUUGUGUGUGAUGAGAGGCUUUAUUUGCUGUUCAGAAGGAAGACCAUUAGCCGGUUGAGAAUUAAUCACUUCCUUGAGCCACACUUUGCUGAGAACCGUGAAGAAUAUUCUGAUGAUGCUGCCUCUAACUCAGAAGAUGACAAGAAUACCGUGGCAACGCGUAAAACCCGGAAAAUUACAGGUUCUGAGAUGAUGAAUGAAUUGAAGAAACCGGUUGUGGAAAAACCAAAGAGCUGUUUUGCUGCAAUCAUCCCAAACAACAUCAAACUUGUUUAUUUAAAGAAGAGUCUAGUUGAGGAACUCCUGAAGGACCCUGAGACUUUUGAUACUAAGGUUGUUGGAAGCUUCAUAAGAACCAAAUCUGACCCAAAUGACUACCUUCAGAAAAACAGAUUCCAGCUUCUGCAAGUUACAGGUGUUAAGAAAAGCUCUGAAGUGGAUGGGGAAAUUCUCUUGCAAGUUUCUGGUUUCACCAAAGAUAUCAGUAUUCGUAUGCUUUCAGAUCAUAACUUCUCUCAGGAGGAGUGUGAGGAUUUACAGCGAAGAGUAAAAGAUGGCUUGCUCAAGAGACCUGUGGUUGUGGAUUUGGAGAAAAUGGCAAGAGUUUUGCAUGAGGAUAUAACUAAGCACUGGAUAGCAAGCGAACUCGCUCUGUUGCAAAAUCUAAUUGAUCGAGCUAAUGAAAAGGGUUGGCGUAGAGAAUUGGAUGAGCACCUACAAAAAAGGGAGAAGCUUGAGAGUCCACAAGAACAGGAACGUUUGUUGCAUGAAAUUCCUGAAGUUAUUUCAGAUGAUCUAGAUUCAGAAUGUACAACAUCAGAUGUUGCAGAGAAAAAGAUAGAAAUCGAUUCUCAAGAGUUAUGCCAGACUCCAUAUAUGAAAGCAUCUUUGGUGACUGAGGUUCCGAAAGCAGUUGCCGAUGGUUUUGUGAAACAAGAAAUCAAUUCACCAAAGUCAAUUGUCAGUCUGAGUAGACCAUCAGAAGUUCCUUUUUUCAAUAUGGCAAUGGGUGGCACUAUGUCGAAUUGCAUUUCUUGUGACGCUGCUGCAGAUCAAGAUUGCCACUGUGGUGCUGUUGGGUGUUGGUCUAAGCUGGUUGUCCUACCUACCAAGCCUGAAUUGUCUUCAGAUGCUGCAUUGAAAUUAGUUGCAUCCCAGGUGGCUUCAUCUUCUCCUAAAUAG